Anopheles bellator is the source of this 2883-nucleotide messenger RNA. It is a transcript of the gene IP3K1, whose product is annotated as inositol-trisphosphate 3-kinase homolog. Gene Ontology annotation, cellular component: nucleus; cytoplasm. Lineage: Eukaryota; Metazoa; Arthropoda; Insecta; Diptera; Culicidae. The record is from RefSeq and is a predicted model, not a curated record. Bases 1128 to 2288 code for a protein of 386 amino acids. Gene Ontology annotation, molecular function: inositol-1,4,5-trisphosphate 3-kinase activity; inositol tetrakisphosphate kinase activity. Gene Ontology annotation, biological process: inositol phosphate biosynthetic process. The transcript is spliced from 4 exons.
CCGGUCGUAUCCGUGUGGCUCGUGCCAGAGCCGUCUCGCGGUGGAACCGAUCUGCGUCCGAUGAAACGAAAACCAGUCAAGUUAAUACCGAAACCGCUACGCACGCAUCGCAGUUUAAUUGAGCGCCACUGUUAAGUUAGUUCGGACCUCGGAGUGUCCCCAAAAUCGUGUCGUGCCAAUAGUGACCGUGGAAAAGGGACCAAUCUCUCCUCCAGCAAGCGCUUCUCACGCGAGUUUCCCGCGGAUCGCGCAGCAGAAAGAUCAAAGAGCUUCGUGAGAAAACUAGUGAAAGUGCCGCACCCUUCGCAGUAGAAGACACAGUCCUUGCCCAUCGGGGACGGGGCGUGUAGUGGCGGGCCGAUAGAGGCAAUCCCAGAAUAUACCAAAGUGAACCUGCGUGUAUUUGCUGAUCGAAGGAAAAUAGUGUGUUAGGGUUUCCUUCGGGUGGAGCCCAGCAGUGAUUACACACUAUCAAUAUUAAUUAAGCAAACGAUUGUUCCGUGCCAAAGUGCCACAGAGUGGAGCAGGGUUACCAAGCCGGACCCGGCGGCCCAAAAGGUCCCACCGGGCGUGUGAUAUGUUUGUGCGCAAGAAAUAUUUACACUCGCCGUAGUUCCUAGGGCCCUGCCUCCCGACUAUCUGGGCCGUGCCAGCAAAACAAGAGCAUAAAUUUUGCCGCCCCGCCUCCCCUCCUGUCAAGUGAUCCCGGGCCGCGCCAUUUGCGGCCGUGUCCGAGAGGUGGGCGUGCGCGGGCCGAGUCGAGUGGCAAGUGAUCUUCAACGAAUGUUGUUGCUUCGAGAGGAUCGAACGUUCGAUUUUGGACACACGUAACUGACCGGCGUUCAACGAGCCGUGCCGUGGCCGUAAACCUGUUUCCGUACUGCUGUCCGCCUGAGCAAACCCCUUUUUUGGACUUAAUGUUAUGGGUUUCGGAGCGGCGCACUCCAGCGACCCACUUGGCCACCAGCAGUUCCGCGCCGCGACACAUUUGCACAUUCCAUAACUGAGGAGCGCAAACAAACCACUCGCGUGCCUACGCGACCUGGACAACAGUGUUGCGACACGACGAGAUCAGACGGCUUCCAGCGACCGCGAUCUCUCAACGACCAGAUAGGACGCCCCGCGGCAUGACUUCUUCCAUAUUCCUCACCAUGGCAGGAUGGACCAGUGACAAGUUUCGCCUCUCCUGUAUCGACAACAAUGGACUGAAACGCACCCUGCUUAAGAUGCUGAUACUGGACAAUGGCACGAAAAACACGAACAUCGAAGCGGAACGGGGCGAGUAUCGGGUCGAGCAGGGUGUGCCCAACGGUGGCGGCGGUGCCAACAACAAAUCGCUGCUCAGUUUCCUCGCAAUCAACGCCCUCGAGCUCAGUGCACCUGCCAGUCCGGUCCUGUUGGAGUGCAACGCACCAACCGUCCCGUCCGGAUGGUUGCAGCUAUCCGGUCAUCCCAAAAGCAUAGCACCGAUGGCUAACGGAAUCGUGCGCAAGCGUGUAUCCGGACCGAACGACACCGAGCUGGUGGCCUACCGGCAACUGAUGGUCGAUCCGCACGCCAUCAAGGUGGUGCCCAAAUUUCUCGGUGUCCACCAGACCGCUACCGACCAUUUUAUCGAGCUGCACAACCUGCUGAAUGGGUUCGUCGAGCCGAACGUGAUGGACAUCAAGAUGGGCUUCCGGACGUUCACCGAAAGUGAAGUGAGCAAUACGGCGCUCCGGGAGGAUCUGUACAAGAAGAUGGUGUCCGUCGACCCGGGCGCACCGACCGCCGAGGAGCACCGGCAGCGGGCCAUCACGAAGCUGCGCUAUAUGCAGUUCCGCGAGAACAUGUCGUCCACGGAGGAGAAAGGCUUCCGCAUCGAGGCGCUCAAGAUGCGCGGCAGUCUGCCCGUGACCGACCUGAAGACGGUCAAAACCAACCCCCAGAUUCAGGCCACCAUCGGGCACUUUGUCGGUGGGCGGCGCAGCGUAGCGAAGGACAUCACCAAGCGGUUGCGGCAGAUGCGUACGAUGAUCGAAAAGUCGGAGUUCUUCCACCGGCACCAGGUGCUGGGCAGCAGCGUGUUCAUCGUGUACGAUGAUCAGCAGGUCGGAGUGUGGUUGAUCGAUUUCGCCAAGGCGCUACCCCUGCCCAAGGGCGCGAAGGUAAACCAUCGGACGCGCUGGCAGAUGGGCAACUGCGAGGAAGGGCUGCUGCACGGGUUCGACGAGCUGAUCCGCACGAUGGAAGCCGUCCAGCAGAACGUCCAAACGCUGCGCCACCAGUCACGCGCGACGGAUGUCUAGGGAGGCGGAAACGACCAAAACCCUCAACGAAGGCUGGUUCCUUCAAGCCUACGUCAGACGUGAAACUAGUCAAUAUUUUGUGUUGUAAGCAUAGGAAGCAGAAGAAACACAGAAGAGUCCUCACCCGGCUGCCGGCUGGUGCGAAGGCUAUACGCUAUAGGUAGGCCAAUCCACUGAUAAGUGCGCGGAAAGACUGAGAAAAAUUCACUGAAAAGAAAACGAUAAUACUAGAUGGGGUUAGGUCGGGUUUAGUGAGGAGACCACAGUGAACAGCACGAGAAAGUACCGCGUUUUUUGUUGGAGCCAAGAGUUCAGCCAUUUUUCCAUAUUGGAAAAAACGGUAUACAUUAAAAUAGGGACAGUGAAAAGGGAAUACAACAGAAGGGUGAAAACUUUGUGCGAACUGUGCGGGGUACCAGUAGACGGUCGGACCGUAUCCUUUUAAUGUUGUUUUCUAUUGACUCCGGACGUCUCCGUUGCCCGUGAUUCUACUUGAAACCACUUAAACCGAAACUCACUGUAGUGCGCGGGCCCAGCACGAUCGAUUAGGUGAAUGAUAGUUUUAAAGAUGAAAGUGAUGAAACGUGUCGAAUAU